This is a messenger RNA of Alligator mississippiensis (American alligator), 1344 nucleotides long. Its product is annotated as olfactory receptor 9G4. Gene Ontology annotation, cellular component: membrane. The record is from RefSeq and is a predicted model, not a curated record. Lineage: Eukaryota; Metazoa; Chordata; Crocodylia; Alligatoridae. Gene Ontology annotation, molecular function: G protein-coupled receptor activity; odorant binding; olfactory receptor activity. Gene Ontology annotation, biological process: G protein-coupled receptor signaling pathway; sensory perception of smell. The transcript has a single exon. Bases 248 to 1198 code for a protein of 316 amino acids.
CUCCAGAACAGAUCUUCGUGUAGUAGGCCCAGAUCCAUCAUAGUCAGGAGCUAAGAAGACAACCCUGUAACUUUGAAUGUUAUGACAUUUCAGGGAAUAAGUUCCUAGUGUACAUUUUACCAUAUCAGGCCUCUUGACUGCUUUAUGCUGUAUCCAACGGGACAAGAGAUGUCACUAUCACAUUUGAUUUUAGAAGUGGCUCAUUCAUUAAUACAUUUCUGCCUCCCUGUGCCAUUAGACAACUGCUAUGGAGUCCUGGGAAUGGGGAGGCAACGUCACCCUGAUGACAGAGUUUGUCCUGGUGGGUUUCACAACAGUGCCACGCCUGCAAGUCACCUUCUUCAUGCUCUUUCUCUUCUCCUACAUCCUGACGCUGAUGGGGAACGUCAGUCUCAUGACCUUGAUCUUCCUGGAAUCUCGCCUGCACACGCCUAUGUACUUCUUCGUGGGCAACCUCUCCUUUCUGGACAUGUGGUAUUCCACAGUCUAUAUCCCCCGGAUCCUGACUGACUGCAUGUCCAAGAGCAAUGUCAUCUCCUAUGCUGGCUGUGCUGCCCAGUUCUUCUUCUCUACUUGCCUCUGUUUCACUGAGUGUUACCUGCUGGCUGCCAUGGCCUAUGACCGCUAUGCAGCCAUCUGCAACCCACUGCUCUAUUCCUCAACAAUGACCAGGAAAUUCUGUAUCCAGCUAGUGGCUGGCUCCUAUGUCGCUGGUUUUGCCAAUGCCAUUACACACACAGGCAACACUUUCCGCUUGCAUUUUUGUGGGGACAACAGAAUUAAUCAUUUCUUCUGUGAUGUACCGCCACUGAUGAAGAUGGCCUGUGAAAACACCCAGGGCUAUCAGCUCAUCUUAGCUGCUGCUGUUGGCUCUAAUGUGGUGGCCACCACUACCCUCAUCCUGGGUUCCUACACAGGGAUUGUUGUGGCCAUCUUGCGUAUCCGCUCAGCCAGCGGCCGACACAAGGCCUUCUCUACCUGCUCUGCCCAUCUGAUCUCUGUGUCCCUCUUCUAUGGCUCCCUCCUCUUCAUGUACUUGCAGCCCAGCUCCCUGCACACCCCAGAUCGGGACAAGGUGACUGCCUUGUUCUGUACAGUGGUCAAUCCAUUAGUUAACCCCAUGAUCUACAGCCUGCGCAACAAAGAUGUGAAAGAUGCAUUCAGAACAGCCGUCAGGAGAACCAUUGCACCCGGAUAAUCGGUAAUGCCAGCUGGCUGACUACACAGGAAAGAGAGGGGAGACUCUCUUGCCAACUCUGUAUGUUUAAUCACAACUCCUGAUAUUUGGUUGUGGUUACUGCCUUUAGCUGUUUCAUAAAAACAUCUGACAAGUGGGUGAGUGGA